CUCGUGCCAGUGGCUGCCCAGAAUCCUCAGCUGCCAAGUGGUCCAAGUUCAGGUUCUCUGCCUGCCCAGGAUCCACGUCCUGUGCCUUUCCAGAGUCUUCCACAAUUACAGGAUCAAAGCACAGGCUUUGGGCCUGCCUAUUAUCCUAGCCUCGUGCCAGUGCCUGCCCAGAAUCCUCAGCUGCCAAGUGGUCCAAGCACUGGUCCAGCAUCCGGCAUGAGCCCUGACCUGACAAGUAGUCCAAGUGAUGUGCUCUUGACUUCACCUCAGGCCUCGCUUUGGAGUCUAGGUCAGACUUCUGCUCAGUCUCCAGGACUGUCUUCUGCUCAAGCACCUAAUCCCAUGCUGUAUCCAGAUCCUCUGAAGCCCCCCCAAUUGCAAGUCCAUUUACCCACUGAACCCUUAAAGAAGUUACUGUGGCGGUUUCCCAAAGCUCCAGAAAGGCCUAAGCAAUUUCCGGUGCAGUUUAACUUGCGGCAGCCUACCCCAGUCAACAGUGUGGCUGCUGCAUGUGGGGAGAGUAUGGUGCAUGUGGAGGUGAAGCAAGAUUUCUUUGGAAAUGGUAUGCUCGUAAACCCUAGUUCUCUGACGCUUGGAGGCUGUGCAGCAUCAGGACUGGACUCUGCAGCCCGAGUGCUCAUCUUUAACUCUGAACUCCAGGCUUGUGGUAGUGUACUAACGAUGACGGAAGAUUACCUUAUCUACAGCUUUCACCUCCUCUACCGCUCUGAACCUCUGGUUGGUACUUCAAUUGUCCGAACAGGAAGAGUCAAUGUUCAGAUUGAUUGUCACUACUCAAGGAAGCACAAUGUGAGCAGUAUUGCUGUGUCCCCUACAUGGGUGCCGUAUUCCUCUACAGUGGCAGCGGAAGAGCAUUUGGUCUUCACCAUGAAGCUCAUGACUGAUGACUGGCAGUAUGAGAGACCAUCGAAUCAAUACUUCCUUGGCGAGGUCAUGAAGAUUGAGGCAUCUUUGACACAGUUUAACCAUGUACCUCUCCGUGUAUUUGUGGACCACUGUGUGGCAACUGCAGUUCCUGACAUUAAUGCUGUUCCCAGAUACACAUUUAUUGAGAACCAUGGAUGCUUGGUUGAUGCCAAGAUAACGGGCUCCAACUCUGAAUUUAUGAAACGGGUUCAAGAUGAUAAGCUGCAGUUUCAGUUGGAAGUGUUCAGAUUUGAACAAACCAACAGUAGUAUGCUGUACAUCACAUGUUUCCUGAAAGCCUCUACAACUUUACGGAAGACUGAUGCUGAACACAAGGCUUGCUCCUUUGAGACCAAUGGGUGGGCUGCUGCAGAUGGUAAUGACCAGGAUUGUAACUGUUGUGAUGGAGAAUGUGUCUCCAGGAAGGCGAGAAGUGUGCCCACUGAUGAAGAUCAGUAUUUUGAAACGGAAGUCUCUUUGGGCCCCAUCUUGGUUGAGGAUGACCACUUGUUGCAAUGAGUCAAUAGUGUUUCUUAAAAUUUUUAUAAAUAAAUAUGGGGAAAUUUGAA
Molecule: messenger RNA, 1496 nt
Organism: Astyanax mexicanus (Mexican tetra)
Lineage: Eukaryota; Metazoa; Chordata; Actinopteri; Characiformes; Acestrorhamphidae
Product: zona pellucida sperm-binding protein 3-like
Exons: 8
Coding region: 217-1446 (409 amino acids)
Biological process (GO): positive regulation of acrosome reaction; egg coat formation; binding of sperm to zona pellucida
Cellular component (GO): extracellular matrix
Molecular function (GO): acrosin binding
Source: RefSeq, a predicted model, not a curated record